Messenger RNA from Rhipicephalus microplus (southern cattle tick), 1956 nucleotides. RefSeq names its product acid-sensing ion channel 4-A-like. Gene Ontology annotation, molecular function: ligand-gated sodium channel activity. The record is from RefSeq and is a predicted model, not a curated record. Gene Ontology annotation, cellular component: plasma membrane. Gene Ontology annotation, biological process: sodium ion transmembrane transport. NCBI's taxonomy places the organism in Eukaryota, Metazoa, Arthropoda, Arachnida, Ixodida, Ixodidae.
AUGACUGACGACGAAGGCGAGCAGGAGCAGAGCUUCGGCACGCUGAACCGCGAGUUCGCCGAACGCUGCACCGCGCACGGAUUCAAUCGCAUCGCGUCCACUCGGCGACUGCGCCGCUUGCUGUGGGCCGUCAUCGUGGUCGUGGCCGUGGGCGGAUUCCUCUAUCACAUCAGCUUCCUGACCAGCAACUACUUCUCGUACCCGAUCAUGACGGCCACCGAAGAAGUGCACGCCGAAGAGCUGCACUUCCCAGCCAUAACCGUGUGUAAUCUGAACCUGCUCCGCAAGAGCAGCUUCGACGACUACCUCAAGGACAUCGCGACUCGGGACAUGUUCUCGCGCACGUACGAAAGGUUACUCCAACAACUGGUGGAAACAGAGGCGGCUAGCGGAGAUGAGGACGACGGUGAGCUGUGCUACAAGACGGUCGACGAGUUCCUAAAGAGCAGCCGUACCAUGGACCUGAGCGACAUGUGGAUGAACUUCAUCGCCACCAAGGACCAGCUGCAGAAAUUUGGCCACCAGGCCAACGACCUUGUCGUGCAGUGCACGUACAACGCACGCAACUGCUUUCGACGAGAGGUGAGCCUCCAUUCCAUCCUGCGUGUCGAACCGUACCCUUCACCUCGAUACGGACUCUGCCAGACGAUACGCUUGGCCAACGAAUCUAUGCGAAAAGUUCGGAAGACGGGCCCCACCUUAGGAAUGCGUUUAACACUGAACAUCGAGCGCAGCGAGUACCUGGACAUAAUCUCGCCCGAGUUCGGAACUCGGAUUCUGAUUCAUCCGCUCGGCACUCUGCCCAGCCUCGAACGCGGCGGCAUAACACUCACUCCCGGAAGCAAGAGCUACAUCAGCAUCAGAAUGCGCAAGAUCGAGAGGCUGCCCGAACCAUAUCGCGGAUGCAGCAAGAGUUUCAACGACAGCAGGAUCACGCCGUACCUCCGCGAAGUCGGCCUUGACGACCUGCUUCAGCGAUCCAUCUACACGUUUGACUUUUGCCAAACACUCUGUCGUGAAGCGGCACUGCUUCGUACGUGUGGUUGUCUCGACGAACUUUCGACUUCAGGACGGGUCUCUUGCGACCUAUGCAACGUCACUCAGGCUCGUUGCCGAACACGUUACCUGCGGUCCUACACGUCGUCCAGCGGAGGCCAGCAGUGCAAGGCGCUUUGCCUUCCCGAAUGCGUGGAAGUGCGGUACGACCUGACCACCUCCCAAUCGGAGUGGCCCAACUUCCGGCAGCAGGCGUGGGCCGUCAAACGGUGGCCGCUGCUGAACAAAAGGUUACAGGACGCCGGCGUCCGCUGGCAGGAGGUGCUCAACACCACCGACGACCGAGUGUUCAUGGACGAUCUGAUGGCCUUCAGGAGCAAUUUCAUGAGGGUGCACAUAUACAUUCAGGAAAUGAACUACCUCUCAGUUCGCGACCUCCCCGCAUACCCUCUGCCACAGCUGUUUGCUGACCUGGGCGGAUGCUUGGGCCUCUACAUUGGCGUGUCAGCCAUCACCAUAUUCGAGUUCCUGGAGCACGUCGUUAUUCUCGUGGUCCACGUGUGCGAGAAGUACUGCGGCUGCUGCAAGAAGAGGCGCGCCUCGCAGCGUCUCAAGGCCGAAUGGACGUACCCGCCGGAUGGAGGCGAGAAGGCCGCCGAGUACGGAGGCCAGCAGCAGCACAAGCCUUGGUCCUUCCUAAUCCGAGACCGGGAGUAUCCCGUGCUGGGCAGGCCUCCGUCGCGCUCACCCCUCUUCCGCACCUUGUACUCCAGCGCGAGGGAUUACGCCGGAGCUCCCACAAAAAGGCCGCUUCAUCUCGGUUACACCAUUCCGCAGCACGUGGACAACGACGGCGGCUUUUUCGGCAGGCGUUACCAAACAAAGGAGGACUCUGUGCUGGCCAGGGUACGGAGCCAUCACGACGAAUCGACGGAACGUAUCAGACCUCGUAUUCUCUGA